AUGGAAGAGGUAUUUCACAGAAAUUACAAACUUACCACAUUUUAUUACCAAGUUUACUGACUUUGGGUGUCAGAGACCAGAAAAAUAUAUCAGUUUACUCAUUCAGAGCUAAACUUUAGCAAUGUUGCUAGUUAUCCAUAGGAUAAGGUGUAUUUAUCAUUUUAGGGAAAUAUCGCUUUAACAAAUGUGUGAUGAACAUGAAUUUGAUGAUGUGAUUAGAAAGAAGGAAGGGUAUUGUCUUUAUUUAAUCAUUAAAUGUCUGGUGUUUUCUAUUGAAAUAAGGUUAACUUUCUGGGCCAGAUAGAACGUUAUGGCUGAAUCCUAAAUGACAUUUCAGAGGCAUACGGUUCGGUCUGCGAUUGCACCCCCGUAAAAAAAACGGAUUUACGAAUGUCUUAGGAUUUUGAUGCUCUGCACUUUGUGUACCUUUUUAAGGUUAGAACCUUGAUGGGUUAUGAAAGAAGAAUUCACUACAAAACAGUUCUGAGAUCUGGGAUGUGAAAACUUUAAUACUGAAUAUCUCAGAACUAUGCUUUGCGCAGAUAGAACAUUAUAGUCCCAAGGUCUCGAAUUGUCAGUAUAAUGUGUAUGCAAAAAAUUGUGGUUUUCACCAAAUCUUAAAAACUGCUACUUGGUCUUACAUCAGAAGUAUUUAAUUCAGUUGUCUGCUGCAGACGGAAUCUAUGGGAUACACAACUAUAAAAGGUGAAUUGCAAUUCACUGGGAAUUUCACUAAAAGAUGUUGAAGCUAGUUGUCACAAGUACAGGUCCAUAGAGUCAUACAGGAAACGUAUUACUUUCAACACAUCAAACACGUAAGCCACUCUUCUGGGUAGCUCUUAACUCAACAAACUGUUCUUAUGGAAAUAAAAGCACAUAGAAUGUAAAUUACAUCCACCCAGAUAUCUGAUAGACUGUAUUGUAUUUGCUUAACUUCAACUUUAAACUUUUUCUACCAAAGCACUUUGGCCAUGUCCUGAUGUUGAGAUUAAUUGGAAAGUAGUACCAUGGUUAUAACUGCUGAACUAUUUACAGUUUCCUAAUUUCCUUUUCCUGUUAAAUAACUUAAUGAAAGGGUCGUGAUAGUUUUUCACCAUAUUCUUUUCACCUUUCAAAGCUUUGAAUCAAAUGAGAUGAAAGCUAUUCAACACUAUUGGCGCAAAGCCCACACUUUCUGAAAUACAAACCUAUCCUUACACUUUUUAUCACAACAGGAACAAUAGUUUUUUCCUUUGACAUCUGAACAUGUAACUUAAGCAUUCACAAUAGGAACCGGUGUUACGUCCCAUUCCGUACCCUCCCCUAUAUUGUUUCUUAGUUCCUGGUGUGUAAGCGUAAGCUGGACAGCAAGAAGGAGGCCCUUCUGAUCCUGUCCAAAGAGCUGGACACCUGUCAACAGGAGAGAGACCAGUACAAGCUGAUGGCCAACCAGCUGCGAGAACACCACCAGGGACUCAAGAAGAAGUACAGGGAGCUCAUUGUGAGUCUGUCUAUAGGAUUUAUGUUCAAUGUUUAGAACUCUUCUUUAUCUGUAAUGAUUUGUCUUAAAGUGAUAGUCCGGCCAAAUGACUACUUUGACUUUUUUUAAUGGUUUCUAAAAUGUGGUUUAUGGACCUGGAAAAUCAAUGACCCAUGAAUGUUUGUUAAAUUUGAUAGAGCUUAGCAUUAGUAUUUUGAGUGCAAAACAAUGGGACCACUGUUCAUGGUCUAAAUCACCUUAUAGUAAAAUGUUUGUAUUUCUUUCAGGAUGGAGAUCCUUCUUUACCACCUGAAAAACGCAACCAGGUAAGUUGAGCUGUCUCUAAUGCCCAUGCUAUAUCCCUCAAACUAUAGCAUAUGUUAUAUACACUAACAGUCAAACGUUUGGACACAGCUACUCAUUCAAGGGUUUUUCUUUAUUAUUACUAUUUCUUACAUUGUAGAAUAAUAGUGAAGACAUCAUAACUAUGAAAUAACACAUAUGGAAUCAUGUAGUAACCCAAAAAGUGUUAAACAAAUCAAAAUAUAUUUUCUAUUUGAGAUUCUUCAAAUAGCCACCCUUUGCCUUGAUGACAGCUUUGCACACUCUUGACAUUCUCUCAACCAGCUUCAUGAGGUAGUCACCUGGAAUGCAAUUCAAUUAACAGGUGUGCCUUCUUAAAUGUUAAUUUGUGGAAUUUAUUUUCCUUCUUAAUGCAUUUGAGCCAAUCAGUUGUGUUGUGACAAGGUAGGGGGGGUUUACAGAAGAUAGCCCUAUUUGGUAAAAGAAUAAGUCCAUAUUAUGGCAAGAACUGCUCAAAUAAGCAAAGAGAAACAACAGUCCAUCAUUACUUUAAGACAUGAAGGUCAGUCAAUCCGGAAAGUUUCUUCAAGUGCAGUCACAAAAACCAUCAAGCGCUAUGAUUAAACUGGCUCUCAUGAGGACCGCCACAGGAAAGGAAGACCCAGAGUUACCUCUGCUGCAGAGGAUAAGUUCAUUAGAAUUACCAGCCUCAGAAAUUGCAGCCCAAAUAAAUGCUUCAGAGUUCAAGUAACACACAUCUCAACAUCAGCUGUUCAGAGGAGACUGUGUGAAUCAGGCCUCCAUGGUUGAAUUGCUGCAAAGAAACCACUACUAAAGGACACCAAUAAGAAGAGACGUGCUUGGGCCAAGAAACACGAGCAAUGGACAUUAGACUGGUGGAAAUCAGUCUGGAGUCCAAAUUUGAGAUUUUUGGUUCCAACCAGCGUGGCUUUGUGAGACGCGGUGUGGAUGAACGGAUGAUCUCCGCAUUUUGUAUUUCCCACCGUAAAGCAUGGAGGAGGAGGUGUUAUGGUCAAGGGGUGCUUUGCUGGUGACAUUGUCUGUGAUUUAUUUAGAAUUCACACUGAACCAGCAUGGCUACCACAGCAUUCUGCAGCAAUACACCAUCCCUUCUGGUUUGGGCUUAGUGGGACUAUAAUUUGUUUUUCAACAGGACAAUGACCCAACACACCUCCAGGCUGUGUAAGGGCUAUUUUACUAAGAAGGAGAGUGAUGGAGUGCUGCAUCAGAUGACCUGGCCUCCACAAUCCCCUGACCUCAAUCCAAUUGAGAUGGUUUGGGAUGAGUCGGACAGCAGAGUGAAGGAAAAGCAGCCAACAAGUGCUCAGCAUAUGUGGGAACUCCUUCAAGACUGUUGGAAAAGCAUUCCAGGUGAAGCUGGUUGAGAGAAUGCCAAGAGUGUGCAAAGCUGUGAUCAAGGUAAAGGGUGGCUAUUUGAAGAAUCUCAAAUAUCAAAUAUAUUUUGAUUUGUUUAACACUUUCUUGGUUACUACAUGAUUCCAUAUGUGUUAUUUCAUAAAGUCUUCACUAUUAUUCUACAAUGUAGAAAAUAGUUUUUUUUUUCAGCCUCUCCAACCUUGUGUGUGUGUGUGUGUGUGUCUGAGGGGUUGGGUACAGCAGAAGAUAUUUAUGUCUCGUAUGGAUUAAUAAAAGCAUUCGAUCUCUCUGACCUCUCCCCAGGUGAACUUGGCUCAGCUGUUGAGAAAUGCAAGGGAGCGAGGGAAACAGCUAGCCGAGGAGCUGAAGGAGCUGAAUCAGAGACUGGUAGAGGCCCAGGGGGAUAACAAGGUAGGGCAUCAAACAUACACACACACACACACAUGCAUCUCUAGCUCUCAUACUAACUCAAAGUGAAUCUGUUCCUCCCUCUAUUUGACCCGUCUCUCCCUGGUCCACAGCUGCUGAGGAUGACCAUCACCAGACAGAGGCUAGGGGAUGAGGAGGUGGGGGCACGCCACUUCCCCGCCCAUGAGAGAGAAGACCUGGUCCACCAACUGGAGAAGGCAGGGCUACAGGUAGGAAGGGAUCUUGUCCAAUGAGAUUGCAAUUUUUUCAUUUUUAGUUUCAAAACGCUAUGCUACAUCGUGCCCUAAUGAACACGACAAGUGCCUCUCCUUCUUCAGCACUUUCAGAAUAGUUCAAAAAUGGAAGAUAGGAGACAACCGUGUCCUAUUCACUUUCUCUCACGCUGUUUCUCUCGCUCACUGUCUCUCUCUCUCUCUCUCGCUGUCUCUCUCUCUCUCUGUGUCUGUGUGUCUCUCUCUCUCUCUGUGUCUCUCUCUGUGUCUGUGUGUGUGUGUGUUCAGAUGGAGGAGCUGGAGAACAGUGUUAAGGCGCUGACUGACGAGCUGGAGGACGUUAAGGCAGAACGUGUUGUGUUCAGUGAGAAGGCUGAGCGCCUCAACCUGGAGCUCAACCAUAUCCUGGGCGGCCACGAGACCCGUAUCAUCGAUGUGGACGCCCUCUGUAUGGAGAACAGGUGAGGGGGGGAAAGGUGGUGGACUUUUCUCUGCUAGUAUUACAUUUUACAUUACAGUUGAGUAAUUUAGCAGAAGCUCUUAUUAAGAGCAACUUACAGUCAGUGCAUUCAAUUAAGGUAGGUAAAAACGACAUGCCACAUGUCACACAGUAUUCAACACAAUUCAAUUACCCCCAAUGUAUAUUAGGCUAUGCACACAUUUUUUUUUACUACUGUACAGCAUAAAAGGAGACAUUUUCAUACACUGCGAGGUUGGCACUAUUUCAAUGUCAUGUUAUUCCAGGUUGGCAUAGGGUGUUCUGUGUGUGUUUCUAGUUGAAGAAUUGUUGUUUGCGGCAUUUUUUUUUUUUUUUGCUGAAUACAUUAAUCUAAGGCUAUUUUUGCCCUCUGUCAGGUAUUUACAUGAGAGGUUCAACCAAGUCCAAGAGGAGGUCAACUUGCUGAAGUCCAAUAUCAUGAAAUACAAGGUAGUGAGGUGUCUGUCUCUGUCAUUCUGUCUGUCUGUAACAGUGGGCUCAAUUCGAUCCUACCCGCAUUGCAGUAACAACUAUUUUACCAUCAGUUAGACUCCCCUCACGGGUAGAUACUUCAGAAUAAGGUGUGUGUGUGUGCAUGCAGUAAACAAAGGCGCUGUGUCAACAUUGCAUUGCAAUUACAUUUAAUUCUAGCUAGUGUCGCUUGACAGUCCCAAAGAAAGUUAGAGUUGAUAGAGAUGACAGCUGAUAAAGGUGGGUGUGUUUGUUUUGCAGACUGCAUUGGAGAGGAGGAAGAGCUCUAAAUUGUCUGGGAAGUCCAACAGCAGUGCUCUAACAGGAGUGCUCUCUGCCAAACAAGGUACACCACCGUCGCAUACAGAUAUGUCCAGCUACCACAUGGCAGGUCCAAAUUCAGACUGGUAGCUCUGUAGUGAGUAAGCUAAGGAUGCUGGUCAGAGCAACUGAUCCGAGAACAGCAGUUAGGAACUUUCUAAGUGAUCUCCUCUGUCCCUCUGUCAUUGAAUCUAGGUCAUGCAUAGCCCAGUGAAGCAUAAGUAUAGAAGAUGUGAACUAACUAGCUAGUGAGUGCAAGCCCACUGCAAUGAUUUAACCUUCUCUGAGAUUCGAAGGAUCUAUUCUAGAACCUGUAUAGCAGGUAUUGUAGCGUGGCAGUGCGAGUUGCAUUACAUUAUUUACUUGAAGAAAUCAAGCUACAUUAGCACACUGACGUGUGGAAACCAUUUUCAACUCUUGUGAAAGCCUAUCAUAUGUAUUCUACUGCACCAGAGUUCCAGAUAAAAAAGCACCUGUAAUUCCCAUUCUGUCUUAAGUAGACAUUAUUUCAACAUUAGAGUUAUGUUAGUCUCCAGUGACUAACUUUUGAAACACCUGAGACUUGUCCUACUUUGUAUUCAGAGUUCUGGCAGAGACACAAAGCAUAGGUCUUGAUUGACAGUUCUCGGCAGAGCCAGCACAGUAGGGCAGCAGUUAAAGCUAGAGGAAGCAGGGAGGUAACCUAUUAUACAGACAGCUGUUUCUAUCUCUCUGUCACUCUUUCACUCACUCUCUCGCUUUUUCUUUCUUUCUUUCUUUAUCCUUCUCAUCUAUCCUGUGUGUCGCUCCUGUCUAAAUACUGUUUCUCCUAUUUUUGUCGGUCUCGCUAUCUGUUUUCAUCUCCCUCCUCACACUGAUUUACUUCCGUCCUCCCCCUCUCUUCUUCUACUCUCUCUAUUCCCGUCUCUCCCUUCCUCUCUUUCAUUUCCUUCUCACCGACUCUCUCCUCACUUACUCCUCUUUCCCCUCUAUUCCCCCUUUCUUUACCCCUCUUCCUGCGAUCCCCCCCUCCCUUGCUCUCUCUGUCUGUCUGUCUGUCUGUCUGUCUGUCUGUCUGUCUGUCUGUCUGUCUGUCUGUCUGUCUGUCUGUCUGUCUGUCUGUCUGUCUGUCUGUCUGCAGUGCAGGAGUUGUUGUCUGAGGAGCAGGGCUGCAGUCUCCCGGCCACGCCCAAGUCCAUCUCUGACCUCAAGUCCCUGGCCACGGCCCUGCUGGAGACCAUCCAUGAGAAGAACCUGGUCAUUCAGCACCAGAGACACACCAAUCGGUAUACACACUGGCACAUACACAUUUCUACAAUACACACAGGCCUAGACACACACACGCACACACAGUCCACACAGUCCCUUUCUUAUUCUUUAAUAUCCUUUAUUUACGUCUGGUGUGCUUCAUCUCCAUUGACCUUUAACCAUAGUAAGUUCAUAUACCUCGCCACACAAUGUUCUCCACUCCUCCUAGUCAAACAGUGGAGACACACUUAGUUUACAGUCUGGCCACUGGGCCAUGAGGGACCAUGUGACUCACCCUCCAGCUUAUCUUCUCCACACAGGAUUCUGGGGAAUCGAGUUGCUGAGCUGGAGGGGAAGUUGAAGACCUUAGAGGUGUCCGGCUUGUGGAGUCUUCCAGGUUGGUUACAAUAAUGUUGUUCAAACGCAUUGACUGUUUUUGACAUGAGUGUAAAUCAUAGACAGUGGGGUUUUGCUUGGGUGGAUAAUACUAGAUUUAGCAGCUAAAUAACACUAUAGAGAACAAUGCACCACACCAUUAGCAAACACACUGUGUCUACCAACAUUUAUUUGCAAAUAUCUGGUUAAUGCUAGCUCCAAUGGGACUGUAUGAUGAAAUGUUACCCAGCUUUACCUACUGAGAAAAACUAAAUUGAAUGAACUGACCAAUUGGUGGUGAACUGACCAAUGAAAUGGUGUGUUAUUAACUGGGUAUCUCCUCCCUGGCUGCGGCUGCCUACAGGCAUGACCUACCACGUUUCUCUGGGAAUACGGAGUAUGUGUUCUGUAUAUACUGCCUUUCUUAGCCCAUGCCCUCCAUUGUGCCAUGCCAGAACAAACCUGGGCAUCCUCCCAAAACUGCCAUCUCAUACCCACCGUCCUAAUGCUACCUCCAUUCCAGCCCAAGGCCACUCCUUGUGCAUUCAUGUCACCUGUUGGGAUCUUCUCACCUGCUGUACAUAGUCACUUACAGCUUAACCUCGGAACCCAGAGCUAAAUCACACUUGCACAAUGGCCACCUACUCAGUUUGGUUACUCGAUUCAUAACAUUUGUGUUAACAGUCUGUCCUGAGAGACUACUUACUGUUCCUUUUAUCAGAAUAAAAGGUGAAUCCAUCUUUUGUGUAUAUUUGAAUGUAGGUAGAACUACAGGUAGGUAACCUAGCGGUUAGAGCGCUGGGCCAGUAACCAAAAGGUUGCUACACUGAACACAAAUAUAAACGCAACAUGCAACAAUUUCAAAGAUUUUACUGAGUUACAAUUCAUAUAAGGAAAUCAGUGAAUUUAAAUAAGUUAAUUAGGCCCUAAUCUAUGGAUUUCACAUGACUGGGAAGUGGGAUUUCACAAGGCAGGGGCGUGGUGAGAAAACCAGUCCGUAUCUGGUGUGACCACCAUUUGCCUCAUGCAGCGUGACACAUCUCCUUCGCAUACAGUAGAGUUGAUCAGGCUGUUGAUUGUGGCCUGUGGAAUGUUGUCCCACUCCUCUUCAACAGCUGUGCAAAGCUGCUGGAUAUUGGCGGGAACUGUAACACGCUGUCGUACAUGUCAAUCUAGAGCAUCCCAAACGUGCUCAAUAGGUGACAUGUCUGGGGAGUAUGCAGGCCAUGGAAGAACUGGGACAUUUUCAGCUUCCAGGAAUUGUGUACAGAUCCUUGCAACAUGGGGCCAUGCAUUAUCAUGCUGAGACAUGAGGUGAUGGUGGCGGAUGAAUGGCACGACAAUGGGCCUCAGGAUCUCGUCGCGGUAUCUCUGUGCAUUCAAAUUGCCAUAGAUAAAAUACAAUUGUGUUCGUUGUCUAUAGUUUAUGCCUGCCCAUACCAUAACCCCACCGCCACCAUGGGGCACUCUGUUCACAACGUUGACAUCAGCAAACUGCUCGCCCACAUGACGCUGUCUGCCAUCUGCCCGGUACAGUUGAAACCGAAAUUCAUCCAUGAAGAGCACACUUCUCCAGUGUGCCAGUGGCCAUCGAAGGUGAGCAUUUGCCCACUGAAGUCGGUUACGACGCUAAACUGCAGUCAGGUCAAGACCCUGGUGAGGACAACGAGCACGCAGAUGAGCUUCCUUGAGACGGUUUCUGACUGUUGGUGCAGAAUUUCUUUGGUUGUGCAAACACACAGUUUCAUCAGCUGUCCGGGUGGCUUGUCUCAGAUGAUUCUGCAGGUGAAGAAGCCGGAUGUGGAGGUCCUGGGCUGGCAUGGUUACACAUGGUCUGUGGUUGUGAGGCUGGUUGGACGUACUGCCAAAUUCUCUAAAACGACGUUGGCUGUGGCUUAUGGUAGAGAAAUGAAUAUUAAAUUCUCUGGCAAUAGCUCUGGUGGACAUUCCUGCAGUCAGCAUGCCAAUUGCACACUCCCUCAAAACUUGAGACAUCUGUGGCAUUGUGUUGUGUGACAAAACUGCACAUUUUAGAGUGGCCUUUUAUUGUCCCCAGCACAAGGUGCACCUGUGUAAUGAUCAUGCUGUUUAAUCAGCGUCUUGAUAUGCCACACCUGUCAGGUGGCUGGAUUAUCUUGGCAAAGGAGAAAUGCUCACUAACGGGGAUGUUAACAAAUUUGUGCACCAAAUUUGCGAGAAAUACGUUUUUUGUUUCAGCUCAUUAAACAUGGAACCAAAACUAUACAUGUUGUGUUUAUAUUUUUGUUCAGUAUAGUUUGAAUCCCCGUGUCGACAAGAUGAAAAAUCUGUCGAUCUGCCCUUGAGCCCUGUUUAUCUGCACUUAACCCUAAUUGCUCCAGGGUCGCCGUAAAUAAUGGCUGAUCCCUUGCCGUGACACAACUCUUGAACAUGCAGUGAAACAGGACAAAUAUAUGCGUUCCAAAAAUACUGGUAAUGAAUGACAGGUAAUUUGGGGAGCUAUUUCCCCCGCAAGGACAAAUCCCAUAACAGCAUCAAGCCAGAGUCCUGAUAAAUGGGCAAUUCCCACUGCUUUCAAAUACUGAAAUAGACUGUAACUUUUUAAGCGUAUGAUUAGUAAAUACCUGAACUAGCUUAACAUAGCUUCCCUCAAUCUAAUGGAAAGAACAGCAAAUGUACCAUGCAGAGACGUGCCAGUCAGACCUUGAGAUUUUAGAACAGUUUCUCCAGUGUGCACCAGAGGGGGGUGUUGUGCUGUGUUUAAAGUACACCGGUGGGAUUUAGGCGGCGAGCUGUAGCUCGAUGAAGCUCGCCUGUCAUUCUCCCUGCCAUAAAACUGACAAGCAUCCAUUACUGAAAAUGAUUGCCCACAUUACAAACACAUUUAGGGGAAUGUGCUGUUAUUAGGGAAUUUGUAGACGAGGCCCAAAGUGCCUCAUGACUCUGUCCACCACCACAACCGGCGUGGGGCAGAGAGAGAGGACGAGAUGGAGAUUAAGAGAGAGAGUGGCUUUGUCGAGAUGGACAGACACGACGGGGCGAGGAAAAAACAACAACAGAAAGAGGGGCCGAUUGGGGGCAGGCCCCGAGUCAAAACAUUAGAGGUGCCAUGUGUCGUUGUUCCCGAAAGACAAGUUAAAAGGGACAGAAAAAAACACAGCGAUUCACUCAAAUAGACUUGUGAUUGACUCGACUACCCAAACCCCCCAGGGAGCGAUCCCCUGUUCAAUGAGCGCUGGAAUACAUGCAGACUGAAAGCCUGUCUGGGCGCAUCAACCAGACUCGAUUGCAAACGGGGCGAGACUCGCAUAUACAGUAGCCUACUACACUGGAGAAGAUACAGGGUGCAAUGCCCUGAUAGAAAGACAUAUCAUUACCCAGGUAUUUUUGAACAAAGAUUUCUCUCCCUCACUUUUCCCUGUCGUUGUUGCCACCUCUCCGCGGAUUAACGUCAGUGAUGGCGCGGGCCGGCAUCUCACGAAGACGGUGUCUCGGAUGUGACAGACCUGCCUUGUUGUCAAAAUAGGAGACGGGUGACCCCCCCCCUGGUGUGACUGUAGGGACUAGAGAAGCUGGGUACCAGAGAGAUGUCAGAUGUCUGUUUGGAUGAGGGAGAUAGGCCUACAGUAUUGGGUGUUAUUGUGUGGGUGUCAGUUUAAAGGUGGAUGCAAUUCUAUUUGUGGAGGUAGUACUUAUUUUGGUACCUCUCUACUAUCUUUGUUUUAGUAUGUGUGAGGAGAAGGUAUGUAGGAUAUGUUUGGGCAGAAAUAGGCUACAGGAUUAAUGGCUUCAUGCAUAUGUGCGUGCGAGAUGGGAUAUCUGUCUCUUAGUGCGUGCGUGCGUGCGUGCGUGUGUGUGUGUGCCUUGGUGUGUUUUGUGUAUAUGAGUGUAUACAAGAGUGUGUUUGUGCAGUUAUUCAUCUCUGUGUGUUUGUGUAUGCGCAUGUGCACGUGUGUGUGUGUGUGUCUGUGAGAGGAGGAAUGGACGGAUGGAUGGGCAGCUGUCAGGAGGGUAUAAACCCACUCCUCCAUACCUCCUCCUGAGCACGGUGUGUGCUGAAGACCUGCUGCGUUCAGCACAGGCCCUGCUCUGCAUACAUAAUCACCACUUUAUUACUGGCUUUAAAAAGCAGCCUGAGAAACUCACAAGUCACCAAAGGCCCUCUCAACUCAGAACGAGCAAGGCUCUCAGCCUGUAUGAGGGCUAGCGUCCAGAUGAAAGUUUGAAGUAAUACUGAGCCUUGCCAUUGCAUGUUUCCCAAUGGGCAUUCUUUAAAAUACGAAUAUGCUAAUUUGUGAAAUGAGAUGUACAGAAACGAAGUUGCAGAGUCCUUUUUCAUAAACUGCUUUCGAGGAAAGAAAAAGGGGAAACUUCACAAGCCAAUCAAAGUACGAUGUGCAUCCAUUGCCAUAGAUUGAGGUGAAGUGGAAUUGACCCCAACCCCUGGUGACUAUAGAAAAUAUGAGCAGUGCCCUGCAUUCAUAACAUAAGUGUUUGUGUCCCAUUCAUGCUUGAUAGUUAACAUGUUUCACAUGCUGCCAUCCAUUUUUAGCAUUCUUCUGUUUCUGUUUUUAUUUAUAUUUGUUUUAAUGUUUUUGUUCGUGUUUCACACUUGAGUGGCCCUAGAAGUGGUUUGUGUCGAGUGAAUGUGUGUGUGUGUGUUUGUGCGUGCAUGGGUGUGUGUGUGUGUGUGUGUGUGUGUGUGUGAUGUCUGGUAUACGGUGCACGGUCCCCUGUGAGUAGCAUAUGGCGUCAGCCCAGGAGGCAUGCAGCCAUCACUAAUGAAGACUGAUGACAGGGAACUGCAGCCACUUCCUGUGAGCACAGUUGUGUGUGUGUGUGUGUGUGUGUGUGUGUGUGUGUGUGUUUGUGUGUGUGUGUGUGUGUGUGUGUGUGUGUGCGUGUGUGCGCGCGCAUUUGGAUGAUUAUGACUUUAUCUGUGUGUAGAAGCAUGCCCCUUCCUUACCUGCUUACACAAGUACCUUUAGAAAACCACCCUCAUGUUUUUAGCAUCUGUGUCUGUUGGGUAUUUUUAUUUUCUGACAGGGUGGGGAAAAAUUCCCCGGAAGGUAACUCUUGUUCCGCUGUGGGGUUGUUGGGUUAACAGGGGGACGAGACACCAUUACGCUGAGCGAGAGCCAGCGAACCGAGCUCCUAUCGCCCAGCAUCAUGCCGUGCCCACCUCAGCCCCACACGCAUGCAGCAAUGCAGCCACCCAAAGGUGAGUGUGUAAUUGUGUGUAACUGGGCUUCGCCGUUCGUUAAACGUCGCCCUUGGGCAGCGGCUAAAACGCUGUAAUUAGCUCCAUCCCCCUCUCCCCACAGCCUUCUUCAUUUUGCGCCCAGUCCCCUUUCCCGCCUCUCCUCCAAUGCUGGCCUCUCAUUGGUGCUGACUGAUAAGUACCUGAUGCUCCUCAAAUGCCAUGGCAUUUUGGAAAUGUGAGCACAAUUCUCGUCCACUGACAUUCAAAAAGUUGGGGUGUGUUUUUGGAAGGAGGGGCACCAUAAAUAUGGAUGCUGGCGUGACAUUUUUUUUCUCUCUCUUGUGGGGGCAAGUGUACUCUGCGGUCUGUCUUUAACCUUUUUGACUGAACAUUCACAAAUAUGGGACAGUAAUCUGCGGAAUGGGAGAAUAUUUUGGAGAGGAAGCAGGGGGCGUCGCUAUGUUUAGCCUGUUGCCAUGGAAGUGCUUGAGUCACAAUUUAUUGAAAUAACUUUGUCAAUUGACACAGCCCCCCAACUCCAAAGAAAAGUUGGGGUAGUUAGUUAUGCAAUCCUGUAAUGUCAUCUUAAUUCUCUGUCAAUUUUAAAGGAACAAUCAACUUUUUACAGGUGCUCAGAGUAAUGUGGAGUUAUUUUGCAUGUCCGUAACGUUCACACCGCAGACUCACUCACUUAACUUGGUUGAUUUACAUAGCUUACACUCAUACAUUAUCCAUUUACACAGCUCUACAUACACCCAGGCUGGUUGGAUAUAGCAUGCGGAUUAAGGACCAACAGGAAUUUGGUUGGGUCACCACUCAGUCUUUGACCACUAUCAAGCAUUACUGCUACAUGCAAAUAUCAGCAGACUGCAUCCCCUAGCACCGAACCCGUUGGUGUUUGAAGUGCUGAUCUAGGAUCAGGUCCCCUCUGUCCAUAUGAUCUUGUUCAUUAUGAUCUGAAAAGCAAAACUGAUCCUAGAUCAGUACUCCUACUCUGAGGCACUUUAUGAAUACUGGCCCCGAUAUGACUGUUUAGGUACUGUAUAAGCAAUGUAGUAGGAACAGCUCAACCUAGUUUACCAAUGGGCUUCUUCAACCUUGAUUAGCCGAACCAGCUGUUUUGGAGCAGGGCAGGAGGAAAUGCCUGGACACCCAGUAGCUUUACAGGAGGACAGUUUAUCACUCGAGAGGUAGAGUUUAGAGGGAGUUACAACUUCAUUAUAACUACACUCCCACAAUGAACUCUUCUCCUCUCUCCCAAUGUGACUAGACGACAGAAUGGGAGCGUCGUCGUGGGAACGGGCCACAGCUGGCGGUGACUUUGGCGCAGAUGGCUUUGGCGGGGAGGGCGCACCCGAGCCCAGUGACGGGGCAGAGGCUAACUGCGUCUGCCUGAGUGACAGGCGGGGAGUGGAGAUUGUGACGCUGUCGGAGGAGCAGGCAGCCUCGGAGCUGGAAGAGGGGCGGAGUCCCGUGGAGGAGGAGGGGCAUGAGGUGAAAGUGGAAGAGGACGAGGAGCUGGGCUCCACAGUGGAGGAGGGAGAGGAGGCGGCCCUGGCGCUCGACGCCCCACCCUUAGAGGUGGAGUCAGACUUGGGUAACCUCCCACAGCUGCCUGUAAGGCAAGCUACCAUAGACUACACCCUUGAGGCGGGUCAUUCGAUCUGCCAUGCUCAAGCAGUGGAGCCUACUGGACUCCCUGAGACAGAAGAUGCCUCUAAGCCAGCUUCCAUAUUUAAGACCCCAGACUGGGGCGGCAUAGAUGGGUGGGACCUGCACUGUCAAUCAGGACAGAGUGACAGUUGCCAUAGCGGCAAUCAUUGAAAAGUGAUGUUUAUCUUGGUUGCUUUACUACUGACUAGCAACAUUUCCACAACGUAGACCAACCCCCCUUUUGUGCUCCCAGCCAUUCAUUGCGUGAGUCUAUAGAAUGUAUAGGGAAAACACUUCCUCAGCCUCCCAUUGACAGUCAGAGCCUGGAGUGUACUUUGCAUCUAGAUAGUGUUGUUGCUCUGAAAAGAGCAGACAAUCUGGAAAUCAAUCCACUUGCAAGUCUAAUGUCCUACAGGAGUAAUUUAGCAAAGAAAAUAGCAAAGAUAGCAAAGUCCCCCCCCCAAACUGCCUCCAUGGUAGGAUAAUCCCAGCUGUUUGCUUCCUGUUUAUUCCUAAGGGUUGCUAGUUAAAUGAGUGUUUAUUUAUUUAUUUUUUACUGUUGUCCACAUACAGGAGCCACUGUGAGUUUAGUGUGAUUAAUGUAAUAGAUUUGCAUGGAAAUCUGUGAAAGACAUUGGUCCAGAGUUUGUAAACACACUAAUGUAUUUGUUUUGUAUUGAUAUAGCUUUAUGUAUAUAGAUUAUAGUUAGUCACUAAUCAAUUAUGGAGCCCUUUUCUUAUUCUGUUUCUAAUGGAAAAGUAGACGUUGGCUUGUGACUGCAUGUGCCUUAUAUGGAAUAUUUAUAAAUAAUUUUGAAUUUAAAAUCCAUUUGAAUGAGC
Coregonus sp. 'balchen' is the source of this 14348-nucleotide messenger RNA. Lineage: Eukaryota; Metazoa; Chordata; Actinopteri; Salmoniformes; Salmonidae. The record is from the annotation of a GenBank genome assembly.